Molecule: messenger RNA, 687 nt
Organism: Folsomia candida
Lineage: Eukaryota; Metazoa; Arthropoda; Collembola; Entomobryomorpha; Isotomidae
Exons: 2
Coding region: 88-423 (111 amino acids)
Source: RefSeq, a predicted model, not a curated record
UUGUUACACAGAUCUCACUCUAGACCAGAUACAUACAUACAUACAAGUCUUUAAAUAUUUGAACAAUUGGACACCAAAUUGGCCCGAAUGUAUUUAAAAUAUUACCUCUUGUCUGCAUUCCUGACGAUAUCAAUCUUCUCCAGGUGCAAAGGUCAAGAUGAUGAUGACGACAAUGCCGUCACGACCAGACCACUCGUGACUUUGCCGACCCUGGCGACCACGGAGGACCCCGUGCAAACAGCCCUCAUACUGAACCGACUCGGUGAAGCGGUCGAACUAGUGGAUGGCUUUAUCACGGGGAUAUUUUGCAUUCCAUUUGUCGCCAUUGGAAUACAAAAUUGUGGAAACCGUGGUGGUGGGAAUAUGCAAACGAUAAGCGAUACUAUGCAGCCACAGGGAAAUUUAAAUAUUUCGAAAACUUGAAUAUUCAAAUGGUGAUUGUUAAUUUUAUGAGAAUAUAUAAGUAAAUAAAUAAGUGAAAAUAAAUGGGCACUCGAGAUUGGCUUACGAGUCUGGAUUGAUUAGCUUGCAAAUGUUUUGUGGUAAAUGCUUCCAUUUAUCCUAUAGUAAUUGACUUGUAAAUUUGUAACAUUAUUUCUGGAACCUGUUGAAUCGAUGGGAAAAUUUUGGAUCGCUUUGAAAUGUGCGAAUUAUUUACUAAUUUUCGAAUAUAUUAUGAGAACCUUG